GCCUCCCUUUACUAAUGCCUGUAAGUUUGAAAACAGUUUGCUUCGGAUGUUCUGCAAUAAAGCCAAAAGUAUUAACAUACUUGGAAAAUAACACCAUGAAAUAUUCAUUAUGUUGAUUUUUAUACAAACAAAGAAACUUGAACGACAUUAGGAAUUUAUAUAAUUAAAUAUUUACAUAUUCCGAAAGCAAACAAUUGUGGUACCGGAAGUUGUGUUAGCUUUCCAAAUGUUUUCUGCAUUAUGUAUGUAAACGCUUGAUUAAUAAGAGUUUUGUUGAUCUAACUAAUCGCUCGGGUAUAACACAAUAAUAUAUAUAUAUAUGAGAUGAAAUAUUGAUAGAAUUUUCUAAUAGAGAGAAAGUAACUUUUCUGUUUAAUUAUGUCAAACGCGGAAUAUCUUCAGAAACAACUUAACAUGUUAAAAUGGGAAGAAAAAUAUAUAAAAUCAAUUAUAGAACUUCACGAAGAUCAAUUAAGUCGUUUAAAAGUUGAAGAGCUUGCGCUAAAGCAUAAAAUAGCUGUAGAAGAAGGUUGUCAUGAUGAAGAUACAAGCCGGCUAAAGAAAAAUGAAAAACAGGCAAUGGAAACAGAUGAAAAUAUAAAUAGUGUCCCUCUGAUGUUAGAAACAAACCGAUUCUACAACAGUAAUGAAGAGGAUGAAGAUGAUGAUGAUGAUGACGAUGAUGCAGAUGAAGGCAGUAACAAGCAUUAUGAUAGUUUAAAAUGCUUCCUAGACCAACUCUGUCAGAGAGAACAAAACAAAACUUAAAAGUAAAAGGAUGCAUUUAUUUCCCCAGUAUGUUAACAAGUAUGAUUAUUAAUUGUUUAGCCCCAGGUCAGCUCCAAUCCAUCUGACCUAUGAUCAAAGGUGUCCAAACUGCAACAGUCCUCUCUUUUAUUCAGACACGAUUUGUCUAGGGCUACAUUAUUCAAUGCAUCCUUUUUUAAAAAUAAUACAAGUUCAGCUUCAGGAUAUAACUGAAAAUUUUGUUUAGAAAUAUGACAAGACUUGAUUUUUUUUUUUAUUUCUAUUACUACCACACUUAUUUUCUUUUCAUUUUUUUAAUUCUUUUUAAUCACAAUACAUACACACAGCUGUGUGGUUAAGAAGUUUGCUUUGCAACUUCAUGAUUUACAGUUCAACUCCAAUGCACAGCACAUUGGGUGUCUUCUGCUAUAAGCCCUGAGCCAACCAAUGCUAUGAGGGAAUUUGAUAGACAGAAACUGCAGGAAG
Molecule: messenger RNA, 1233 nt
Organism: Octopus sinensis (East Asian common octopus)
Lineage: Eukaryota; Metazoa; Mollusca; Cephalopoda; Octopoda; Octopodidae
Product: snRNA-activating protein complex subunit 5
Exons: 4
Coding region: 379-768 (129 amino acids)
Biological process (GO): transcription initiation at RNA polymerase III promoter; transcription by RNA polymerase II
Cellular component (GO): nucleus
Source: RefSeq, a predicted model, not a curated record